UGUGCUACGUGUCCAAGAGCUUUUUUCUCUCCUCCGCUCGCUGCUAUUUAACUCGUCCUCCGAUCUUCAUUGACUUCACACUACACUGGACCUGAAACGCAACGAUCGAGCGGUGGCACCAUGUCUGAGACCAAAAAGCAGAAAACGGUCAAUAAGACUGAACAUGAUACAUGGAGGAAAGAGACUGUCCAUUAAAAGUUUCUGCUCAGCAGAACUGGACACAAGUGAGUCAGAGUCAGCUGUAGCGUUUCCGGCUUGCCAAAGGGCAACCAAUGUUGUAUACCAGGCACACCAUGUGAGCAGGAGCAAAAGAGGCCAAAUCGUGGGAACCAGAGGUGGUUUUCGAGGUUGCACUGUGUGGCUAACAGGGCUGUCUGGUGCAGGGAAGACUACAAUUGGUUUUGCUCUAGAGGAGUACCUAGUUUCCCAUGGCAUUCCGUGCUAUUCUCUUGAUGGUGACAACAUUCGUCAUGGUCUGAACAAGAAUCUGGGUUUCACUACAACAGACAGAGAAGAGAACAUCCGCCGUGUUGCAGAGGUGGCCAAGCUGUUUGCUGAUGCCGGCUUGGUUUGCAUCACUAGCUUCAUCUCUCCUUUUGCAAAGGACCGAAAUGAAGCAAGGAAAGUUCACGAGGUUUCGAACCUGAAGUUCUUUGAGGUGUUCGUGAAUGCGCCACUGGAGGUGUGCGAGAGCAGGGAUGUCAAAGGGCUUUAUAAAAAGGCCCGUGCUGGAGAGAUUAAAGGCUUCACAGGGAUUGACUCUGAGUACGAGAAACCAGAUUCCCCAGAGCUUAUACUGAAGACAGGAGAGCUCACGGUGAAUGAGUGCAUUCAGCAAGUGGUGGAUCUGCUUAAAGAACAGGGAAUCGUGCCCAUUGGUCUGACAGAGGAGGUCAAUGAGCUGUUUGUCCCUGAAAACAAGAUGGAUUUGUUGCGGAGUGAUGCCAACAUACUUCCUACUGUAAACAUCACCAAGUUGGAUCUUCAGUGGGUUCAAGUAUUGGCAGAAGGCUGGGCUACUCCUCUGAAAGGCUUUAUGAGGGAAAGGGAGUUCCUGCAGGUCCUUCACUUUGGCAGUCUACUUGAUGGUGGCACCAUCAACCUUUCUAUACCAAUUGUCCUACCAGUGUCCAAGGAAGACAAAGACCGGUUGGAUGGUUGUGCUGCUUUUGCCUUGGAGUAUAAGGGUCGAAGAGUGGCCAUAAUGAGGAACCCUGAGUUUUAUGGGCACCGUAAGGAGGAACGCUGUGCCAGACAGUGGGGCACCACAUGUCCCCAGCACCCUUACAUCAAGAUGGUUAUGGAAAGUGGUGAUUGGUUGGCUGGUGGAGAUUUGGAGGUGUUGGAGCGAAUCAAAUGGAAUGAUGGUUUAGACCAAUACCGUCUCACACCGAAGGAGCUCAAACGAAAGUUUAAGGGAAUGGGAGCAGAUGCAGUCUUUGCCUUCCAGCUGCGAAACCCAGUGCACAACGGCCAUGCGCUCCUGAUGCAGGACACCAGGAAGAAGCUGCUCGCGCGUGGCUACAAAAAGCCUGUGCUGCUGUUGCACCCGCUGGGAGGCUGGACCAAAGACGACGACGUGCCGCUGGACUGGCGCAUGAAGCAGCAUGCUGCUGUUCUUGAGGAUGGUGUGCUAGAUCCUACCAGCACCAUUGUAGCCAUCUUCCCCUCGCCCAUGAUGUAUGCUGGACCCACAGAGGUACAAUGGCACUGCAGGGCCAGAAUGAUAGCCGGUUCCAACUUUUACAUUGUGGGCCGUGACCCAGCGGGCAUGCCCCACCCAGAGACUAAAGAGGACCUAUAUGAGCCCUCACAUGGUGGCAAAGUGCUGACCAUGGCACCAGGCCUCACUUCUGUUGAAAUCGUUCCAUUCAGAGUUGCUGCUUACAAUAAAGUGAAGAAAGCAAUGGACUUCUAUGACAAAGACAGGCACAGUGACUUUGACUUCAUCUCUGGAACCAAAAUGAGGAAACUGGCUUGCAGUGGGGAGAAUCCUCCAGAUGGUUUCAUGGCACCCAAGGCAUGGAAGGUCCUCACCGAGUAUUAUGGCUCCCUCCAAAAAAAUUAACAUAAGGCAGUAAAAUCAUAAAUGGCAACAGCUAAUCGCUAUCCAUUCGGGUUUAUAUAUAAAUUAUAGGGUCCAAUAUAUUUAUAAUGCAAGUCCUCUUAACUAAAAAAAAAAGUUUGUAUUUGUACAAUAUUUAAAACACAUUAUUUUAAAUACAUGUUUGUGUCGAUUUUAUAAAGCAAAUUGUGUAUGGUUUGUGUCAGCAUUUCAUGCAGUGGACCAUUACCUAGGAAGUUUUUCACCAUAGUAUUUUGUAAUCAUGUUAUAUUAAUUGACACCGCAAGAUUAAAAAAAAAUUACAUUUGUCAUUUACAUUUUAUUAAAUGUAAAUCUAUUUAGUGUUUUGAUUCUAAUCUUAAUCAAAGCAUUACACUGCAGCAUAAUGCUUAAUGAAAGCAGAUUGAACUCCUUCAAAAAUGUAAUGUACCUCAAAAAACAAUGUGAACUACUCAAAUUAACAUUGUUUUUAUACGUCCAUUUUGUCAUGUGCCUGCAAUUGUUGAUCCAUAUUCAAGAUUAACCUGUACAUGUAAAGAAAACUGAUUAUGGAAUCACCACACUUGGAGGAUGUUCACAUUUUUUGUUUUAAGUGCACCUAGUAUAGUUUUUCAGAUAUUACCUUUCAUGUAGUGUGUUAUGUAGCUGUUUGUUAUGGUAGUGGGCGUUUCCUUUUUGGACACCCACCGACAGCGGUAGACCAAUCACAACAGACUUGGACAUCUGACCAAUCAGAGCAGAGUAUGCUCUCUGAAAGGAGGAGUUUAGAAUGAAUCUUUUUGAAUGGAUCAUUGAAUGAGUCGUUUUUGACACUGGGGGGGAAAAAGGUAAUGCUGCAGUUUUAAUUAUGAGCACAUUAAAGUGUUUUUUGACCUCGGAUUCAUGUAAAUUUAUUGUACGAGACCUUUAAAACAAAAUGAGGCACGUUAAAAACCAUAAUAGCUGCACUUUAAUGGGUGAACGUUCUGCCUUUGUGAAUCAUACAUCAAAUACAUUAAAUUAAAUUAUUUUACAUUUAUUAUUUCAAUUUACAUUUUAAUACAUUGAGUGAUUCCAUUUUUCCCCCUCUACUUGAUAUGGAAAAAUGUCAUUAAUUAAAACUAUUUAAUUUAUUUGAGGUAUGUUUCAUGAAAUGAGCAUGUUUAGCUAUUAAACAAAAAUUGUGCGUCAUACCUGUGAUUUGUUUAUUUGCUAUGACGUAAAAAAAGCUUGGUGAACAUCCUCUACGUGUGGCUACUCCAUAUUAUUUUGUCGGGGGUUUUAUGCAAAUCUAACUCAAAAUGAUGUCCAAGUCUAAGGAUAUUCAGAGUGCUUUAGGAUCCAUGUGAAGGACAAAACAAUAGAGGAAAAAAAUGUUUAUUGGCUUGUCUUGAUAAAGUAACAACCUUAACUUAUUUAUUACACUACAGUAAAUGAAUAGUUUAAAUGGUACCUUUUAUUCAUACUUGUAUGUACUCUUCUCUGAUUGUUUUCAUCAUGGUUAAUACUACCAAUAAAAUCCAGUAGUACACAAAA
Messenger RNA from Ictalurus punctatus (channel catfish), 3580 nucleotides. RefSeq names its product 3'-phosphoadenosine 5'-phosphosulfate synthase 2b (gene papss2b). The record is from RefSeq and is a predicted model, not a curated record. Gene Ontology annotation, molecular function: sulfate adenylyltransferase (ATP) activity; ATP binding; adenylylsulfate kinase activity. The coding region runs from base 164 to 2068 and encodes 634 amino acids. The transcript is spliced from 13 exons. Gene Ontology annotation, biological process: 3'-phosphoadenosine 5'-phosphosulfate biosynthetic process; sulfate assimilation. Lineage: Eukaryota; Metazoa; Chordata; Actinopteri; Siluriformes; Ictaluridae.